GAAGUAAGAAGUCAUUCGCGGCGCGAAGCAAAUUGAAUCGCACGCGCACUUUACGAUCCGAAUAAAAUCGAUUUUAUUUUCGUAUUUUUAAGAAUUUUUCUCUGUGAGUUAAUGAUGUCUUAUCAAGUAUUUCAGUGAAUUGUUUAUUUCAAAAAAUAUUGUGUCUAGUGCUGUGUUUUAAACAAUUGUUGAACGAAAUUAUUAAUAUUUAUUUUUUAUAUUAUAGAUAACGCACAGCCAUGGCAACCAAAUCGUACAGCAAACACAAGGAGUACAAAGAGUACUCCAGCAGCAGAGGCAAUGUGCCUUACACAGAUGAACAAUUUGAUAUGAUAAAAUCCGAACUGCUACCGAAGGGCAGUAAGCUGGACUCCCUGGGCAGAGGGGGAGGGGCGAGGGAGUACCACUACGAGUACAAAGAGGAGAAACACCCCUCCGGGAAGUACGACAGGAAGGAUCUGCAUACCGUUGAGGAGUACACAAUCCCACCGAAGAGCAUCCCGAAGGCAUCAGAGAGCAGCUCAUACUACUACGAGCGCGAGGAGAGAGAGCUGCCGGCCAUCGGCGGCGGCACCAGGACAUACAACUAUGAGAGCACCAGCUCCACUCCAGGAUACUCGAAAGUGAAAACGUCGAAGGUGACGAAGGAACUGACUCAGAACGUGGAUGAAUUGGACUCCCUUCUCGACGACUUGCAGAAGGACCAAGAGCGACAGCUAUACAAGAGUGGCUACACCUCUGACACAGCUGAGAGCACUUCGUUUGACUACAGAAGAGGCAUCCCCGCUAAAGCGCCAUCUAGCGGCUACUCGACGCUCAAGCACGAGGAGCGCGUGGAGUCCUCGUCCUGGGGCUCCAGCCCGCCCCCCACCGUGACACGCGCGGCAGAGGUCCGGCAAGAGGUCUACAGGGAGGAGAAAACUGAAUCUCGAGUGGUGCCGUCCCAGGUGUCACCUGCCAUCCCACAGGCGGUACCGCCCACCAUCUGCGCGCACUGCCACCACGAGCCGUCCAACACCGGCACGCUGUCCCGGCCCGGCAUGAACAAAGUCACGACCACGGUGAAGACGUACACAUACGAGGUGCCAGCCGACCAGGACCCGACCACCGUGCCCAUCCCGGAGCACUCGCACACGCACACACACACGCACAACGAGCACGUGUCGCACGACAGCACAUCGAUAACAAACACAUCGACGCCGGUGAAGCUGGUGGCCGCUCCCCCCGCGCCCCCCGCCGGCGGUUGCCAGUACUGCUCGCACUGCAACACGCGCCUGCACUACCGCACACAAGCCACCGAUGAGGUGACGAGCGAGCGCGUGCUAUACCCUCAGCCCGCCAACACUACGCUGCUGCCCGCCUCGCCUAGCGACCCGCACAAUGGACACGGCCCUUAUGGUCCAUCAACUUACAAGUACAGUGAAACGACCUACUCUACCCAGAACUCGACGCAGCGGUUCCCCUCCCCCGCGCCCGCGCCCUCCCACCGCACCCUGUCACCCUCCCCCUCGCCCUUCCCGCGCCCCGCCACACCCUCGGGCGGCACGCAGCAACCACCCAAGAAACUGGACGACUUGCUCGCGGACUUCCCUGAAGCGCGUUUCCCCACACAACCGGACGGAAUCACUCGUCGCAAGGUGGAAGUGACCCACGAGGGUCUGACCCAGAGCACUCAAGCCAAGGAAGACACCACUAAGAAGUCAUCACUGCCAAUCGUUGGCAGCAAGAACGUAGCUGGACCCGCGGUGUACUACCCACCUGGACAUGUGCCUUUCGCCAAGAAAGAUACACCUGUAGUCGCUGGUGGUGGAGGAUACCAAUCUGCUGCGAUGAUGCAAGGCGGCGGCGCGUACGCCUCAGGCCGCGGCAUGUACGAGUACGAGUCAGGCUCGCGCAGCAAGGAGAAGCACUCGGAGAAGAAGACUGCUGUGCCCAUCUGUCUGCCGCUGUGCUGUGCCAUGCCCUGCGUCAUCAUGUAGACGCACCAUUCUAAUAUACUUGUCAAUUUCGGAACACUCUGUAUACAGAACAUCCUGUACACAAGCACAGGAUACAAAAUAUAAGUUCAGAUUUUAAAAAAUGUAAAGUUGCCGAUUUUGGAACACUCUGUAUACAGAACAUCCUGUACACUGGCACAGGAUGCAUAAGUACAAGUUCAGAUUUCAAAAAAUG
This is a messenger RNA of Bicyclus anynana (squinting bush brown), 2172 nucleotides long. RefSeq lists its product as uncharacterized. Lineage: Eukaryota; Metazoa; Arthropoda; Insecta; Lepidoptera; Nymphalidae. The transcript is spliced from 14 exons. Bases 240 to 1979 code for a protein of 579 amino acids. The record is from RefSeq and is a predicted model, not a curated record.